This is a messenger RNA of Paramisgurnus dabryanus, 3154 nucleotides long. It is a transcript of the gene fgf13b, whose product is annotated as fibroblast growth factor 13b. The record is from RefSeq and is a predicted model, not a curated record. NCBI's taxonomy places the organism in Eukaryota, Metazoa, Chordata, Actinopteri, Cypriniformes, Cobitidae. Gene Ontology annotation, molecular function: growth factor activity.
UAUGAUUUAUGUAAUACUUCCCAAAACAUUUUGUAUAAAGGCUGGAAAUGUAAUAAUCAUUUCAAAAUAUAAAGUUUGAUAAGAUAGGACGUUAAUGUGUUAGGCCUAUAAGUGGUGUUUAUGUUGAGUGCAGGAUAACCUACAUUAGGUGAGGCAAGUAGCUUUCUUUAUUAGUCACUUAGUACUAUUCAUUUAACCAUUUUACUCAUAACAUCUGCUUCAUUCAGCAAAAAAGCUGUUCAAAUUAUUUGAACUGACACCAGUUUAUGAGGCUGCCAUUUUACAAGUUUGAGAUACCAAAACAAAAUUAGUGUUUAUUAUUAAAAAUACUGAAAAUAUAUUUAAACUAAAAAGGUUUAUUAUAGAAUAGAGAGAUACAUGCCAUAAAUGUAUAAAGAUAAUUUUAUAUUACAAAAUUCCCCCCAGACCCAAAAAUAUGCACGUCAUUGACCCAUUGCGUGGCGGAGGUGAUACACCACCAUGUGCUCUCGUGACGUGUGACGAGAGCGCGCAUCAUCAGCGCUCAAAUUCUAAUCGUGCACUUUUCCAACUGUAGUCUACGACAUUGUGUAGUGUGUGGUGGUCGAGGAGUUUGCCUUUAAAGCAUAUUUCUAAUUUCUCACUGACUGUUUCAUUUAUAUGUUUUACGGCUUGAUUUGCUGCCUUGUCUUUUGUCACAUAACAAAGCCGAGCGCAAUGCACACCUGCCAGAGAUUGUAGCGACAAACAUACGCGCAGUUGAGUGAAAAGCUGGUGUCUUUAAGGAGGGGUUGGCCACUAAAAUAGCCAGUUUUAAAUGGUCUGGUUCAAGUUAUUAUCUGGAUUUCUUCAUCAAAACUGGGAUCUAUGAGCGGGAAAGCAUUACUCAAGAUUAAAGAAGAUAAGGAUGCAACCAAGGUUUACACAGUACAAGAUGGCAAGGAGUAUAUUCUGUUGCGGGUGGAGUCAACUCAGUCUAUUGCAGUAGAUCCAAAAGAAUACUCAUCAUUUCAUAAUAAAUGUCAAGAACUCUUUUGCUGUCCAAUCUGGAAAAUCUUCAUACUAAAGAAAAAAGAGAAUAUUGAAGAGCCCCAGCUCAAGGGGAUAGUCACCAAGCUCCACAGUCGACAGGGCUUUCAUCUUCAGCUACAGGCUGAUGGGACCAUCGAUGGUACAAAGGAGGAAGAUAACAGUUAUGCUAUUUUCAACCUUAUCCCUGUUGGGCUACGGGUGGUGGCCAUACAGGGUGUCCAAACAAAGCUCUACCUGGCCAUGAACAAUGAAGGCUACCUGUACACCUCUGAACACUUCACACCAGAGUGCAAAUUCAAAGAGUCCGUGUUUGAAAACUAUUACGUGACCUACUCGUCAAUGAUCUAUCGGCAGCAGCAGUCGGGCCGAGGCUGGUACCUGGGUCUCAACAAAGAAGGUCAAAUCAUGAAGGGCAACCACGUAAAGAAGACCAAGGCUGCUGCACACUUCAUCCCCAAACCUCUCAAAGUUGCUAUGUACCGAGAGCCGUCACUCCACGACCUGACCGAGUUUUCACGCUCCGGAAGCGGCACACCAACCAAGAGCCGCAGCGCCUCGGCUAUGCUCAACGGCGGAAAGACUUUGAGCCACAAUGAGUCGACAUAACCUGCGGUCUGCUGCUGUACGGCUGCUGGACUCUACCAUCAACAAAACAGCACAAAUGCGUUUACAAGAGUGCAGCGAAACCCUAAGCUGGUCGCUAGCAAGUGUUUCCUGAAAUCACUGUGAUGAGAACUCAAGUGCGAAAUCUUUCCAAGAAAACCUACAUUGUACGAUUUUCUGCAGGUCAACCUUGUGAGACAAAGAAAUCAAGCCAUCUUACUGACGUGGGGAUCUGCGUUUGUGGGCAAUCCUCAUUUCCAUGUGUAGCAUACAGAGCUGUGGUUCUCUCUUAGGUCUUUACCUCUUCCAUGACAUUGUUACAAAAACACAAUUUGUGCGUUUUGCUCCAUUUUUCCUAGGGAUGCUAACUCAAUAGUGCAAAAUGAUGAUAGCAGCUUCUGAGACCUAUUUAUUGGUAGAAGCAGAAACCCAAAGGUUUUGGACAUAUGAUAAAAGUCUUUCUGCUUAGCCUUUUUGAUGCAUUGUCGUGUGCUUUUUAGGGGAGCCGUUUUGCCCCUCUUGGAGUCGUCUCUUACUGUGAUUUUAACCUCCUGCCACAUAUCGCUAUUCUGCUAAUUAAAAAGAUUUAGAGUUUGGUCUGUUUGCACACCAAAGAUCUCAUUAGUCCCUAUGUACGGAUGAGAGUUAUUUUAUGUCUGCUUUCUCAGACAGAUGGUUACGAAUACAAAAAGAAUGAAUGUCACGUAGGCGUAUUUGAAGGCUACUCUUUGUGUAUGUAUGAUUUAUCUCUGCUUUAUAUCUGUCUACCUAUCUUAUUUUGGAAUCCAGGAUAUUGGAUAGAAACUCGAAUAAGAAAAUGUCUAAAUUAUUGAUUAGGAUCCACCCAGGUAAUAUUUCUAAUAAAACAGGCAUUUGCUGUUCUUUGUGAAUGAAAAUGAAAUGAAAACUAGCAUUGUUUCAACAGGGCUAAAUAUGCGUAAGUAAAUCAUUUAUGAAUGAGAAUUUAUCUACUUUAGUCAGGCAGCAACCCUGGAUAUAUUUUCGGUCAAAUUCCUCUUUUGUUCUUGUAUGUAUAAGGCAUUUUUAAUGCAUGGGGACAGUGGACACUGCAUGUUGUGUGGCUACGUGUAUUAACUAAUAAUAUUGAACCAUGUGCUCUUAUGGAUACCGGAGUAAAAUACAAGUGUAUAUAUAUACAGUAUGCGUUUUAUCCUGCUACCUGCCCGUUUAUUAGUUGUUGUACAUUUAAGAAGCUGCACCGAAUAAAAUGUUUUGUAUGUUCAGAGCAUUCAUUAUGUUUGCUUUUCGAUUUUUCAUCAGGCAUUCUGCACUUUAUACACUUUAAAAAAAAGAUGGCCCCAUGCUGUCACUAGGGAGAUACCCUUUAAAAGGUCCUAAUAUAGGUACAGAUGUAUACAUUUAAUACCAAUAUGUUCUUCCACUAAUAUGAACUCUUUAGGUGCAAAGGUGUUUUUUUGGAAGGGUACGGUCCCAGUGAGAGCUAGGUAGUAUUUUUGACCAUUUUUUCGGACAGUGUAGCGCUAUUUCCAAAGAACAGCAACUCCAGAUGUAUAUGUGG